UUUGGGAUUUCUUUCCCGUUUUUUUGGGAUUCCCCCCCUCUCUUUCCUCUCCGGCUCCCGGGAAUUCCCGCUCGCACUCCCGGAAGGGAUUUUUGGGAUUAGAGAGGCGCUUCCUCCUCCUCCUCCUCCUCCUCCUCCUCCUCCUCCUCCUCCCGAGGAUUCCCGGGAUCGGGAUCGGGAUCGCGACAGGAUGAGGCUCCUGCUGCUGCUGCUGCUGCUGCUGCCCCCGGCCUCAGGUGCCCGGGUGCCCAGGUGGGUGCUGGAGGGACACACCUGUGCCCCGCCCUGGCAGGCCGCGCUGUUCCGGGGGCGCCGCUUCGUCUGCGGGGGGACGCUGGUGGCGCCCAGGUGGGUCCUGACGGCGGCGCACUGCCACGCCCCCGGCCCCAUCACCGUCCGCCUGGGCGGCCGCGGCCGCCACCAGGUGCGCCCAGGUGAGGCCCCCCUGGACGAGGCCCCGCCAGGUGAGGCGGGGCCAGGUGAGCCGCCGGGGCCGGGCGAGGCCUCACCUGCGCCAGGUGAGCAGCGGCGGCGCUCGGCGCGCACCUUCCGCUUCCCCGGCUACAACGAGAGCUCCAAGGACGGCGACCUGAUGCUGCUGCGGCUGCAGGUGCCGGCGCACCUGAGCCGCCAGGUGAGCCCGCUGCCGCUGGCGCGCACCUGCGCCGCGCCCGGCACCGCCUGCCAGAUCUCCGGCUGGGGCUCCACCACCAGCCCCGAAGUGACCUUCCCCAAGGACCUGCACUGCAGCCAGGUGAGGAUCAUACCUGAGCACACCUGUCGCCAGAUCUACCCCGACUCCAUCACCCCCAACAUGGUGUGCGCCGGAGAGCCCCGGAGCCGCGCCGACACCUGCCAGGGCGACUCCGGGGGGCCCCUGAUGUGCAACGGGCGCCUGCAGGGCGUCACCUCGUGGGGGCCGGGGGUGUGCGGGGACCCCCGGAAACCCGGAGUCUACGUCAACCUGUGCCGCUACAGCCGCUGGCUGCAGGACACCAUGGCCCGGAACUGACCCAAAAACGGGAAAUUCCGCCCCAAAAAUGGGAAAUUCCACCCCAAAAAUGGGAAAUUCCAGCCCAAAAAUGGAA
Messenger RNA from Oenanthe melanoleuca, 1088 nucleotides. Its product is annotated as kallikrein-14-like. Gene Ontology annotation, molecular function: serine-type endopeptidase activity. The record is from RefSeq and is a predicted model, not a curated record. The transcript has 6 exons. Bases 191 to 1012 code for a protein of 273 amino acids. Gene Ontology annotation, biological process: proteolysis. Lineage: Eukaryota; Metazoa; Chordata; Aves; Passeriformes; Muscicapidae.